CAAGAUUCACCGCCUCUACCCAUGGACUCUCCACGCCGGUCUCGGAAUCGCGCCGCGUGUCGAAGAUGUCAAAGACGGAAGAUCCGCUGUGACGGGGAUCUCCCCCAGUGCGCAUCCUGCAGAAAGGCGAAUGUCGCCUGUCUGAAUGAGGGCAAGCAAGAAGUGAACCGAACAUAUAUUGCGACUCUUCUGAAAAGAGUGCAAUGGCUAGAAUCCUUAAUCAAGGAACAUGAUUCGACAGUACGGCUAGAUGAUGGCCCGCAAGCUGACUUGUCAGAUACCAUCUCACUAUUAGAGCCUACACAAGGAGAGUCCCAACUAGAUCCUGUCAUUCUGGAGGCUGCUCGCGCUGUUCCAUCUACCAUACCACACGACGAGCAAUCGUCGGAGCCCAGAGAACUUGAAUCAUCUCGUACACAAUCAAGACCGGCUCAUGAAAUCGGCCUGGUCUCUCUUUCUUCUGGGGGCGAGCCGAGAUAUAUAGGCCCUUCAAGCGGAUACUUCCUGGCAAAUCUAGUCUUUUCGAAUGCUGGUCGUCGUGCGGGACUAUCGGGCAACAAUGCGUCAGGAAAUCAUGGAAAUUCCGACCGGCCCAUGUCUCUAUCUUCGGAAUUUUUCAAUAGCCCAGCACCACUUCCGAGUCGCAAGGCAGAUGCCAUUGAACUCACCUCAAAAUUUUUCACUUCCGUUCAUCUGAUAUACCCGUUUCUACAUGAGCCUUCCCACAUGGCAAGACUUGAAAGGUUGUAUUGUUCAACUAAUUACGACUCGAUUGACGCCUUCCACGUCUUCAUGGUACUCGCGAUAGCAGCCUCGGAUCUUUCCCGACGAAUUCGAAUUCCUCUUUCAGCUGAGGGAUAUUAUACGGCAGCCACGCAGCACUUCGAGCGUGCAUACGCUGAAGGGUCUUUAGAGGGACUCCAAAGCCUGCUGCUACUAAUGGUCUAUGGGCUUCAUAAUCCAUCAUGCGACAUCAAUGUGUGGAGCUUGAAUUAUCAAUGCUUAGGUACAUUGAUUGACCUGGGCUUACAGCGUGACGUUCGCACAUCAUCAGCAUUCCCCAUCUCCUUUCUGGAGCAAGAGAUGAGAACUCGCAUCUUCUGGGUGGUAUACAGCUUCGAUCGAACAUUGGGAACUAUGAUGGGUCGACCUAUCGGAGUGAGAGAUGAAGCGUGCGAGCUUAGGCUCCCUUCCAAUGUCUCAGACAGUGAUCUUCUUGAGCAAACAACUGUGGAAGGAUCUACGCAUAGAUCAACAUCUCAUAUGACAUUUUCGAUUCAUCUCUUCAAGCUCGCACGGAUCAAUUCCGAAAUCAAAUAUGUCAUGCACAGCAUUUGCAGGGACGCUCCGCAAUAUGCCUAUCCUCCCGUUGUCGAUAUCCACUCAUGGCAAAAGGACAUGAUUGACCGUUUGCAGUCAUGGCUUGCAGAUAUUCCCAUUACGCCCUCAAAUGAGGUGAUCUCGAAAGUCUGCGAAACCAAAUAUCACGAAAUGAUGAUCCUGAUUCUCCGGCCCAGCCCGGGAAUCCCUGAUCCAUCAGAAGAGAUGCUCGGUCGAUGCUUUCAGCAUGCCGUAGAUCUCCUCCGCGGAUUUGGACAGCUGUACCGCCAGGAAGCUCUUUUAUACAGUAGACUCAUUGUUCACUCAAUCUUUUUGAGCACGCUCAUCAUGCUUCAUUGCUUGUGGAGACUGCCACAUGUUGCAUCCGAGGUGCAGAUAGAUGAAGUGGUAGCUGACACGAGCAUCAGUCUGAAUGUUCUAAGCAGCAUCGGAGAGUACUGGACUGAGGCUAAGCGGGCACGGGAUUGUAUCCAUGAGUUGUCUGGUGCCACUGUCCAGAGGCUCGUCAAGAUGCGAAGCUUGGAGGUCUCUUCAAAUCCAAUUCGAAAAGGCAAGAAUCACGCAAAUUCUGGCACUAGAAGAGCCCGAAGGCCACAAACUACAAAUAUACAGACUACAAAUGAAGCAAUGGAGGCAACUCCUGCUCCUCGUCCUCAUUCUGGUGUUGAGGACGUACCAGAAAAUCCCUACAUGGAUGAUUACGACUCCAACGUUGAGUCAAUGAGCUGGCUCAACGAUCCCAUGCCAGGAGGCUUCAUGGACUUCAGCGGCGCUCCAGACUUUGAUACUCUGAUGUGGGAAGUCUUCAACGCCAGCUCGGGAUAG
Molecule: messenger RNA, 2166 nt
Organism: Penicillium soppii
Lineage: Eukaryota; Fungi; Ascomycota; Eurotiomycetes; Eurotiales; Aspergillaceae
Product: Zn(II)2Cys6 transcription factor
Exons: 3
Biological process (GO): positive regulation of transcription by RNA polymerase II; DNA-templated transcription
Molecular function (GO): zinc ion binding; sequence-specific DNA binding; DNA-binding transcription factor activity, RNA polymerase II-specific
Source: RefSeq, a predicted model, not a curated record